Messenger RNA from Pelmatolapia mariae (spotted tilapia), 2214 nucleotides. It is a transcript of the gene dus3l, whose product is annotated as dihydrouridine synthase 3-like (S. cerevisiae). Gene Ontology annotation, molecular function: tRNA dihydrouridine synthase activity; RNA binding; flavin adenine dinucleotide binding. The transcript has 16 exons. The record is from RefSeq and is a predicted model, not a curated record. NCBI's taxonomy places the organism in Eukaryota, Metazoa, Chordata, Actinopteri, Cichliformes, Cichlidae. Gene Ontology annotation, biological process: tRNA processing. Bases 158 to 2020 code for a protein of 620 amino acids.
CAACGGUUUCCUCACGAUUCUGGGUUGUGCAUGUCUAGUUGUGGAAAAGAAACAGGAACUUUUGACUUGAUUUCUACGUGCUGUACAUCAGUUGUCUUUUAACUUCACGGUUGGAGCAAGGCGGCUGUUUACUCAGUAUAUCGGAAGAGAGACUGUGAUGGAAACAGCGGAGGAGGUGAACGUUUCGAAAGGGGCAGACGUGGCAGCAAAGGGUGAAGCUGCGAUCAAACCAGAAUUCCUUACAACCAAAGACAAGUUUCAUGGGUUGUUAGACUCAGAGUGGCAGGGCUCAAAAAGAGAGAAAGCCAGUGAAAGUGACACAGUUGAUGAUUCAAAGGAGACUUCUUUGGAGGAACCUGAACCUAAAAGGCUGAAACCAAAUUUUGAGGGUAGACCAGAUGGCAAGCGUCUUCGGGGACAGAAUAAGUCAAGGCCGCACACAAAGCCCACAGCCUACGAUGAAAAACGACUUUGUCACUCAAUCAUUCAGAACAAAGAAUGCCCCUUUGGAGCAAAGUGCUUCUUUGAUCAUGACAUUGUCAAGUAUAUGGACUCUAAGCCUCCCGAUAUCGGGGAGACCUGUCACAUCUACGAAACAUUUGGAAAAUGUGCCUACGGUUUGUCCUGCCGCUUCGCCAAGGCCCACACUACGUCUGACUUCAAAUCCAUGGAGAAGGCCGAUCUGGUCAAGGUGUAUGAAGGCAGGACUAUGGUGAAGAACAACAUGAGUAAGGAGCUCCAGGGUCGCCUGAGGAAGCGAUCGGUGUCCUUCGAAAAGUCAGAAAAGUACCUGAAAACACUCUCAGACAACAAAGAUAAAGGAGCACAGCAAGGUAACGCCGGAGAAAAACAGCCUGUUUCUACUGAAGUACAGACCAGCUCAGAUAAACAGCCUGCUCCAGUGAAGACCGUCGGCCCGUUGACUGAUGCCGAUGUCAUCAAGCUGCGCCCAUGUGAAAAGAAGCAGGUGGAUUUUCAAGACAAGCUCUAUCUCGCCCCUCUAACAACUUGUGGAAAUCUGCCUUUCCGUCGCGUGUGUAAGCGCUUUGGUGCAGACAUCACAUGUGGGGAGAUGGCCAUGUGCACAAAUCUGCUGCAGGGGCACCAGUCCGAGUGGGCCCUCCUGAGGAGACACGAAAGUGAAGAUGUGUUCGGUAUUCAGGUGGAGGGCAGUUUCCCCGACACAAUGACGAGGUGUGCAGAGCUCAUCAACAACAACACUGAAGUUGAUUUUGUGGACAUCAACUCUGGGUGUCCCAUCGAUCUCGUAUACAACAAGGGUGGAGGCUGUGGCUUGAUGACACGUACCAGAAAAUUUGAACGAAUAGUCAAAGGAAUGAAUUAUGUCCUUGAUGUCCCUCUAACAGUCAAGAUCCGCACCGGCGUUCAGGAAAAGUCUAACAUAGCACACAAGCUCAUCCCAGAGAUGAAGAAUUGGGGCGUCUCAAUGAUUACAUUGCAUGGCAGAUCCAGAGAGCAGAGAUACACAAAGUUAGCCGAUUGGGACUAUAUCACAACAUGUGCAAAGCUGGCUAGCCCCAUCCCACUUUUUGGUAACGGAGACAUUUUGUCCUAUGAGGAUGCAAUGAAAGCGAAAGAGACCGGAGUUUCUGGGAUUAUGAUUGCAAGGGGUGCUCUCAUUAAGCCUUGGAUCUUCACUGAAAUCAAGGAGAGCCGACACUGGGACAUUUCGUCCAGUGAGCGACUGGACAUCCUAAAGGACUUCAGCAACUUUGGCCUGGAGCACUGGGGCUCCGACACUAGGGGCGUGGAGAGGACACGUACCUUCUUGCUUGAGUGGCUCUCCUUCUUGUGCCGAUAUAUUCCAGUGGGCCUGUUGGAGCGAGUGCCUCAGAAGAUCAAUGAGAGACCUCCGUACUACAUGGGCAGGAACUAUUUGGAGACACUGAUGGCCAGUCAGAACGUAGAGGACUGGAUCAGGAUAAGUGAAAUGCUGCUUGGACCCGUACCCAAGAAUUUUGAAUUCUUGCCUAAGCAUAAAGCCAACUCCUAUAAGUGAUUUUUUUUGUUCGACUAUUACAAUCAUCAAGAUUUGUGGGUUUUUUUUCUUCUUUUUCUAAAUUGUUCAAGAGAUCAAGCUCAAAGAGAGAAGAUAUUUUAUGUUUUAAGUGAUAAAGACUCUAGAAUAAUCUGUUUAUUUGACCUGUGUUGCAGUAGAAACAUAUAGCGGUUUUCAUGCAAUUGAGUGCAAAU